Molecule: messenger RNA, 943 nt
Organism: Clunio marinus
Lineage: Eukaryota; Metazoa; Arthropoda; Insecta; Diptera; Chironomidae
Source: the annotation of a GenBank genome assembly
ACAACAGCAUCUCAAUGAAAUACUUCACAUUUGUGUUGGUGCCUAGAUCUUGUUUCAAUUUUAAUCAUUAGUAAUCCCAACAAAAGCUUUUUCUCGUCACAGUUCUAUGGAGUUUUUAAUUCACAUAUAAAUAGCUAAUGUCUGUAAAAAUGUCAAUUCAAUUCGCUUUCAAUCGUUGAAUAGUCCAGUGACAUCAAGUGCAAGUUUCUAUUGUUAAAAUUUUAGAAAAAUUCUGAAGAUGAAAUCGAUUAUUGUCGGAUUAUUCACAGUGCUUGCUGUUGUUCAAGCUAGUGUUGUACAAGUUUUGCCAUCAUCCACAGCUUCCCUUGUAAGAACACCAUCAUUUGACUCGGCUGUGGUUCAUUCUGCACGUCACAAUGGCGCGUUUUCUUAUAGCACUGUUGAGAAUCAUGGAUAUGCCCACGCUGUGCAUCAUCAAGUUCCAGUUUAUCGCACUUAUAAUUUAGCUCCACAAGUUCAACAAGUUUACUACGCAUAUCAACCACCAGUUUAUUCAGUUCAUCCAUCUUACAUCACAAACUUCAGUGGAAUUCCUUUUCCAGCACCAGGAGUUAUCUCACAACCUCCAGUUUUCGGUGGAUUCCCAAUUCAAGCUCCUGGCGUAAACCCACAAAUUCCUAUUGAAGUUGCAAGCCCAGCUGAUAAUGCACCAAUCGACGGUCAACAAGGAAGUGUAACAAGCGAUGACGACACUGUUUCAAUUGAAUCAGCUUAAAUUCUUUAAAUCAAAUGUGACAUUAUCAAUGGAGAAAUAAAAUUGUGAAUAUUAAACAAAGUGAUUAUUGAAUUGAAAAUUCAGGUAAAGGAUAAAUGACGAAAGGAAUUUUAAAAAAUUAUGAAAAUUUCAAUAAAUUUCCUUAAGUCUUUUCACAGCAAAAACAGGAAAUAAAUUUACGUAUUGAAGACUUUGAAACAUCUAAGA